AAUAAAAUAAAACCCUAGACUCAAUAUCUUAACUCCUGAGCCUCUCCAUCCUUAUUAUAAACCCUAGCUUUCUCUCUCUUCCGCGUUCUUCAUCACUCGGACGGAUCUCGAUCAACCCAGAGGUAAAUCAUGGUUAAGCACAACAAUGUUAUUCCUAAUGGGCAUUUUAAGAAGCACUGGCAGAAUUAUGUCACGACAUGGUUUAACCAGCCUGCCCGCAAGACCAGAAGACGUGUUGCAAGACAAAAGAAGGCGGUGAAGAUCUUUCCACGACCUACAUCUGGUCCACUUCGUCCCGUUGUUCAUGGUCAAACCUUGAAAUACAACAUGAAGGUUAGGGCUGGCAGGGGAUUCUCUCUUGAAGAGCUCAAGUCAGCUGGUAUCCCAAAGAAGCUUUCCCCAACCAUUGGUAUCUCAGUUGAUCAUCGUCGCAGGAACAGUUCCUUGGAGGGUCUCCAAACUAACGUUCAACGAUUGAAGACAUACAAGGCUAAGCUUGUAGUCUUCCCAAGACGUGCUGGUAAAAUCAAGGCCGGUGAUUCUACACCCGAGGAGCUAGCGACUGCAACCCAGGUCACAGGAUCUUUCAUGCCCAUCAUUCGUGAGAGGCCAGCAUUUGAUCUUGUGAAGGUUACUGACGAGAUGAAAUCAGUAAAAGGUUAUGCCAAACUUCGAUUAGAGAGGAUGAAUGCCAAACAUGUUGGUGUUAGGGCAAAGAGGGCUGCUGAGGCAGAGAAGGAAGAGAAGAAAUAAGCGAAUUAAAAAGUUUCUUAUCGCGCAACAGCUCGAAAUAGAAAUUUGAUACCGGACCUUGAGGCUUCCCCAUUUGAUAUGGAACCUAUAAAGGCAACUAUGUGAUUUUGAUUUUGAUGUAUAAUUUUCAUUAAUCUCUUGAUGAUAAUUUGAUGCUCC
Papaver somniferum (opium poppy) is the source of this 912-nucleotide messenger RNA. RefSeq names its product 60S ribosomal protein L13-1-like. Gene Ontology annotation, biological process: translation. Gene Ontology annotation, cellular component: cytosolic large ribosomal subunit; ribosome. The coding region runs from base 130 to 753 and encodes 207 amino acids. The transcript has 6 exons. The record is from RefSeq and is a predicted model, not a curated record. Lineage: Eukaryota; Viridiplantae; Streptophyta; Magnoliopsida; Ranunculales; Papaveraceae. Gene Ontology annotation, molecular function: RNA binding; structural constituent of ribosome.